Messenger RNA from Chrysoperla carnea, 1186 nucleotides. RefSeq lists its product as uncharacterized. The transcript is spliced from 5 exons. Lineage: Eukaryota; Metazoa; Arthropoda; Insecta; Neuroptera; Chrysopidae. Bases 34 to 813 code for a protein of 259 amino acids. The record is from RefSeq and is a predicted model, not a curated record.
GCUUGUUGGUUGGAUAAAUAAUUUUAGUGCAAAAUGGGACCAUUGUUAAAUUUGUUAAUCUUUAUUACAACAUGUGUUAUAGUUUUAAAUUCACAUUCCGUAUGUGGGCAACAACGAAAUUUAAAAUUUGUUGAUUAUUUUCGAGGAUGUAAUAAACGUCAAUCCAAUUUUGAUAAUUGUGUCAAGGAUGCAUUAAAUGCUGUACGGCCAUUUUUUAAAACAGGUGUACCAGAGUAUAAUAUACCACCAUUUGAUCCAUUUUACGCUGACGAAGUUGUCCAAAUACGUGGUGGAAAUAAUUUAAAUUAUAAAUUAAAAUUGAAAAAUAUUACGGAAUCAGGAUGGACUUUGUCACAAGUUACAAGAUUUAGGAGUGAUUUUACAAAAAAUUUAAUACAAUAUACACAAAGUUUCCCAGAUAAACAUUUGUCUGGGGAAUAUGAAUUCGUUGGUACUAUGUUAGGUAGAAAAAUGUAUAAUAAAGGACACUGGAACCUUUCAUUAUACGAUCUGGUACAAACAACAACCAUUACAAGAAAACCAGUAAAAAUGUCCAGCGGUAAAAUUAAUUAUAAUACACCAUUAAAAGUAAAUGUAAAUGUUCAAACAAUUAAAAAUUUAAGCUUGCAUAUCAGUAAUUUAGUACGAGGUAUAAACUUUGUUGAAACUAUUCUGGACCGAAUAAUUAAUUCAACAUGGGAACCAGGUUUUGUGGUUACACGGCCAUUAAUUAAUGAUCUAGUCAGUACAGCAUUUACAGAAAUAUUUAAUAGAUCAUUUAAGGAUUUCGAUUUCAAUAUUUUAUUUCCCUAGACAAUCUACUGAAAGCUUAGCUUCGUGAAACAUCCUUGUUGUAAAUAAUUACUCAUUAUUUAAAAGUUGGCUACAGUCAACUUGCCUCCUAAAAUAAAAUAAAAAACACUGAAUUAAUGUAAAAUGUACCUACAUUACUUCAAACUUUGCGAUAUCAAAUAUCUGACGUCUUAUUUCAGUAAAUUUACAAAAUAUAAACAUAUUUCAGUCAAAUAAAUCCGUCAGAAACCAUGGAUCUAAAAUCAACGUCUCCAACGAUUACAAUGAUUUUUGAGAUAUUUUUUCUCUUUCAUAUGUAUGUAUUGUUGUAAAAAUGCUUAUUGUUGAUAUAUAAAACUAUUAGCAUAUGCGUCGUACUUAAAUAAAAACCAAA